AUGAAUCAGAAAGCAAAUUUCCUUCGGCCUCAAAAACAACAGACAACAGCUUUCAAUACCCUCUCAAUGACCCAACGAGCCACCUUUGCCGACUCCCCCCAAACAUACCAGGCCACCCUACGCAGCCUCUUCACCGGCGACCCCCAAGACACCGAAACAGACCUAUCCAAGAUCUUUUCUCCCACGUUUCAUUUUACCGCCGCCGCCGAAAAGUACGACUUUGCUGGCUUUGUCGAGCACAUUCGGCGUCUGCGCGAGAUGAAGCUUUCUGUGGACCUCACGACGGUGGAGUUUCUGCGUGAUGGGGACCUGCUCGCCGAGCGACAUGUCUCGACCACGAUCUUACAGAGUGGGAAGAGGAUGUCCUCUGAGACCUUUAUGUUUGCCGGAAUUGCUGAGGAUGGUAGAAUCGAUUGGAUCAAGGAAGCCGUUCAGUCGAUUGAGGGAUGA
Messenger RNA from Trichoderma reesei QM6a, 450 nucleotides. RefSeq lists its product as uncharacterized. The coding region runs from base 1 to 450 and encodes 149 amino acids. The record is from RefSeq and is a predicted model, not a curated record. NCBI's taxonomy places the organism in Eukaryota, Fungi, Ascomycota, Sordariomycetes, Hypocreales, Hypocreaceae. The transcript has a single exon.